This is a messenger RNA of Staurois parvus, 259 nucleotides long. Lineage: Eukaryota; Metazoa; Chordata; Amphibia; Anura; Ranidae. The record is from the annotation of a GenBank genome assembly.
AGUAAACAGCCAAUCACAGCAGCCUUUUACCACGUGAUCAGCUGUGUCCAAUGACACAGCAAAUCACCAGGAGAGAAAUGCUGAUAAUCGGUAUUUCCCUGUUUACAUGUGAUCAGCUGUGAUUGGACACAGCUGAUCACAUGACCGAGCCGACUUUCCGUCAUCCGAGGGACACAGCGCACUGCCGAUCACCGCGCAGUAAGAAUGAACCACCUUGCGCCCGUCAUAUUACUAUAUGGCGGGCGGGAGGUGGUUAAAG